AUGGAAGUACAAGGGACACGACUAUUUUUUACGCUUCAAGACUUUCGUUCAUUCUUCUCCCUUUUUCUGCAGCACUGGGAAAGGCUUCGCGGAUCUUACUAUCGCAAGAAUCCGAUACAUCCUUGUUCUUACAUUUUCUUGCAACCUAUCGCAAAGAAGCAUUCGUUGUCAUUUCCUGAAUUCGAUUCUAUCUGUUCUACGGUAUUCAAACCGGAUGUCAUCACAUUUGAAGAUGUAACAAAAGCGCUGACUAAUGACCAUCAUUUUACCUUUACUGAGCGACUUCAAGGGACCCUUAGUGAAAGAGAAGCAUUCUGCGACAUCACUUGGAACUUCAUUCGUGGAGCUUUCACACUUCAUAAAAUACGUUCAAAUGUUGAAAUUUCGUAUAGCAGUUCAGAAACCAAUAUCCCAACUGUCAAUAUUACGCGUAUAUUUUCGGCAUGUCGAGAUUCCAAUAAUGAAUGGGACUACACUUGCGUCUGCCGAAAUAGAUAUCGAGACCGUGAUGUGGUUUUAAAUCACUUCAAAAACUGUCAACAUUUCAGAACAAUGUGUCCAAUCAUUGUGGUGAUGGGUGAACCGGACUUAAUCGAUUCAAAAAUCCCUAUCAAAAUCCCUCUUCCAUUCCAUGUCCCUCCGCCUAUACCAACGGAAAUGCGUAAUUCAACAUCGUCAACAUCCAGCGUCAUCAAUAUGGAUUAUGGCCCACAAUGCAAAACGAAACAAUCCAAGGAUUGCAACGUCAGGUGA
Lobosporangium transversale is the source of this 753-nucleotide messenger RNA. RefSeq lists its product as hypothetical. Lineage: Eukaryota; Fungi; Mortierellomycota; Mortierellomycetes; Mortierellales; Mortierellaceae. The transcript has 4 exons. The record is from RefSeq and is a predicted model, not a curated record. The coding region runs from base 1 to 753 and encodes 250 amino acids.